This is a messenger RNA of Monomorium pharaonis (pharaoh ant), 216 nucleotides long. Its product is annotated as farnesol dehydrogenase-like. NCBI's taxonomy places the organism in Eukaryota, Metazoa, Arthropoda, Insecta, Hymenoptera, Formicidae. The record is from RefSeq and is a predicted model, not a curated record.
CAGAUAUCGGAAGUUAUACUGACAGUACACAAAACUGGAUUCACUUCGAAGAACAUUAAAUAGUUUACGACAAAGUAAUGAACAUGCGUUUAAAAUAAAACUUUAUUUUUAUGAAUCACGUUUUCUUAUAAAAUAAAUUUAAAAAUUCUCAUUCUCUAUCAAAUUCUCGAAAUAAAUAAAUAAAUAAUUAAAUGGAAAAAAUGGAAAUUUUUAUAU